Molecule: messenger RNA, 1482 nt
Organism: Carassius auratus (goldfish)
Lineage: Eukaryota; Metazoa; Chordata; Actinopteri; Cypriniformes; Cyprinidae
Product: cathepsin L1-like
Exons: 8
Coding region: 47-1147 (366 amino acids)
Biological process (GO): proteolysis
Molecular function (GO): cysteine-type peptidase activity
Source: RefSeq, a predicted model, not a curated record
AAGUGGGCGGGAUUGAUAAGCAUCUCGACCAAUGAGAAAUUGAGGAAUGUGCCUUCAGAUGCACUAUAAACUUGCGGCCCUUCUACAACACACAGUAUUUUCUUCUGGGUCCAGGUUUGCGGGUGUUUUCAUCAUGAGGGUGUAUUUGGUGGCGUUCACGUUGUGCCUCAGCGCUGUGUUUGCUGCUCCAACUUUGGACAAGCAGUUAGAUGACCAUUGGGGGCAGUGGAAGAACUGGCACAGUAAAAAAUACCAUGAAAAGGAGGAGGGGUGGAGGCGAAUGGUAUGGGAGAAAAACUUGAGAAAGAUCGAACUGCACAAUCUUGAGCACUCCAUGGGCGCGCACACUUACAGACUUGGAAUGAACCACUUUGGUGAUCUGACUCACGAGGAGUUCAGGCAGGUGAUGAAUGGCUACAAACACAAGAAGGAGAGACGAUUCAGAGGAUCUCUGUUCAUGGAGCCCAACUUCCUGGAGGUCCCAAACAAGUUGGACUGGAGAGAAAAGGGAUACGUGACUCCUGUGAAAGAUCAGGGUGAGUGUGGUUCUUGCUGGGCUUUCAGCGCUACUGGAGCCAUGGAGGGUCAGAUGUUCAGGAAGACCGGAAAACUGGUGUCUCUGAGCGAGCAGAACCUGGUAGAGUGCUCCCGUCCUGAAGGCAAUGAGGGCUGUAAUGGAGGUCUCAUGGACCAGGCCUUCCAGUACAUCAAGGACCAGAACGGUCUGGACUCCGAGGAGUCCUACCCCUAUUUGGGAACUGAUGAUCAGCCCUGCCAUUACGAUCCUAAAUACAGUGUAGCUAAUGACACCGGAUUCGUCGACAUCCCCAGUGGAAAGGAACAUGCUCUGAUGAAAGCUAUAGCUGCCGUAGGGCCAGUGUCUGUGGCUAUUGAUGCUGGACAUGAGUCGUUCCAGUUCUACCAGUCAGGCAUCUACUUCGAGAAAGACUGCAGCAGUGAGGAACUAGAUCAUGGCGUCCUUGCCGUUGGUUAUGGUUUUGAGGGUGAGGAUGUCGAUGGAAAGAAGUAUUGGAUUGUCAAGAACAGCUGGAGUGAGAACUGGGGUGAUAAAGGAUACAUCUACAUGGCCAAGGACCGACACAACCACUGUGGUAUUGCUACAGCAGCUAGCUACCCUCUCGUCUAACGAAAAUACCUCCAGCAUCAAGACCUCGUACCAGAAGGCCACAUUAGUGUUUCAAAGCCUGAGUUUUCCACUGAAACCCACUAGUGUAGUGAAAAGGAGUCACCUGACACAUGUGACUGUUUGUCUUACAGCCUGAUCGAGACUGUGUGAGAGAAACCUCAAACACUAGGUAUUGUGUGACCGUUUUAGGGAACUUUUGCAAUUGUUUUUAGUCAUUUUAAUGCACCUCAUUCAGUUGAUUUCUGCCUCAAUGUGAAAUGUUCUUCAGAGGAAGUCUAAAUGUACAAAUGUUUUUAUUUCUGCACUGUAUGAUCCAUUAAACUUUUAAAUUUUAA